Messenger RNA from Penicillium antarcticum, 2412 nucleotides. RefSeq lists its product as uncharacterized. The record is from RefSeq and is a predicted model, not a curated record. The coding region runs from base 1 to 2412 and encodes 803 amino acids. The transcript has 5 exons. Lineage: Eukaryota; Fungi; Ascomycota; Eurotiomycetes; Eurotiales; Aspergillaceae.
AUGGACUUCUGGUCUCGUCUCAUCGGUGGCUCGCGUGCCCUGUCCAAGCCCCCCAGAGCUGCCUCGCCCACGGAACGGUUGACGGCCUUUAAACGCGCCUGCAAUGCUCUCCAGCAAAUAUGGCGCUCGACAAAUACUUCCUCUGGUGAACAAUCGGUUACCCACGCGCGCACACACAUUGAACGACUGAACUCGAUCCUGAGCGAGGAAUCGCGCGGGCCCGCACCGCACCCCUGUGUGGCAUACGCAGCUUCAUCUCAAGUCUUUGUCACAGUCACCAAACUUGCCCUCUCAUUCUACGAUGAUGGGAUCCUUCGGUCGGCCACAAUCUUCUUCAACACCCUGAUUGACGCCGAGGUGGACGGGGUGGUGGACAACCGGCUGUUCGCCCGCGCACUGGUGGAUAUGGUCCGCCGGGCCGAGAAGUCCUCUGAUGAGAUUGAAGGGAGGCUCGUGGAGUUGCUCUUCGGCAUCGCCAACAACAUCCGUCUGCAGCCAGUGAUCUUGCCCGCGUGGUUUGUUCCUCGGGUAUCCCCAGUCCAAGAUGGCGAGUCCUCAGGCCCCAUCGGGACGGAAUUCGCAGGAGCUACAAGGAAAGACGAGUUCCCGUUGUUCUACCUGCUAGUUGAAUAUGUUCACCACGAGGGACGAGCUGGUGACUUUGCUCGUACAGGUUUGCUCUACAUUAUUGAGACCGCAUCGCGGUCUAAGAACCUGGAGAAGUGGUUGAUUGAGAGCGACCUAGCCACCCUCAUGGCUACUGGCCUCGGUGCCCUUUACAGCCAGUUGGGACAUUUGACAUAUACCGAAACCGACGAGAACGUGCCUCACAUAGUUGCUUUAUCCGACCACGCCAAACAAGAGACAGCCCUACAACCAACAUUGGGCCAAGCGAUGGAUGCGUUCAUGUCUUACUUGCUGUUUUGGCAGGACACCAUUGACCAUUGUAAAUCUGUUGAAGUAAAUGACACCUUACUUGACCAUUUUCAGGUGCUUUUUCUCGAGCAACUUUUAUAUCCUUCAUUAUUAGAAUCCUCCGACGUGGCUGGAGGCUCGACGGCAGCGGUUUUGACCUACAUGUGCCGAAUUCUUGAUUCGAUCGAGCAAGGCGAACUAGUCCAUCGAAUCCUACACUUCCUACUGGCAUCGUCACCGAAGCCAGAGGAGCAAAUGGACAUGUCAGCGAGCCGCCGAAAAUCGCUCAAUGUGCUGGCUGCGCUGGCUGAAGAAGCCGCCCAGCCAUCCCCUUCAUUGUUUAACUUGCGCGAUCUGGCGCUGCUAGGGCUUCAGUCAUCCAAUCGUCAAACUGUUCUGGCCACUUUGCGGCUUUUGACCACCGUCCUCCAAAGACACCAUCCGUUUGCGCGGUCCCUCAUCCAUACCCUUCCUACCCCACCCGCGCAGCAACGGCCCGUUGGAGCAUUGAAUUCCGAGCUGGGGCAUCUUUUGUCCAUGGGGACAUCUCUUGUCAAUGACCCCACGCUGAACGAGUCGUACGAGAACUACGUCGCGGAUGCUACAUGGAUCCUGGAGUCUCGCCUAUGUUUACCGGUCUCUGCAGCAGAAGAGGACGAGGAGACACUUCACAUGCCGUUUCAGCUUCAGCAAGACGAUCCAAUCGUUCAGGCACUAUUUGGCUGCCUUGAUACAUUUUUCUCCAACAGUGUCAUUGUCAACUUGGCGCUCACAGGCGUAUUUAUGAGCCUCGCGUCAUCACAUCUAUUCUUGCUGGACGGCUGGGUGUUGGUCGAUCCCAACCAGUAUGAUUCUCCGGCGUCUCUCGCGAUUGUCGAUGGGUUUGACGCCGUCCGGCAGGCUUACGAAGGGCCAACAUGGCCUGCCACAGCAACCCCAACCCUUAUAUUAGCAUUACAAAAACUUGUGGAACAAGUUCGGCAGUGGCAGCAGGACCUGCCUGAUUUCGAUGUACUGGUUUCUGCUCGACGAGAGAUCUUGCACCGUGAGGAUCGUCCCUGUACACCAGACCCAUCUGAGCUCUCAAUGCCCCCUUCAGCGGACGGCUCACGUCCCUCAUACUCGGACUCUCCCGACCCUUCCGCCCCAGCGUCUCGCGGUCGGUCUCCGCACGCAGUGCAUUCGAAUGCGAUAACUAACCCUCAAGGUCAUGACUCUGUUCCCCCAGGAUCACGCGGCUCUUUCAGUGCCCGAGCUGCUGCCGCCGAAGCUCUCCGCCGGCGUCUUGCUACGCCAUUCCCACCUUCUGGCACAGACCACGAGUCGCCCUCCGAGGAGUCCGAGGAGGCCCCUGAUUCAGAAGACCACUCUGAAAAUCCACCGGUCGCCACUCUUGGCCAUGUAUUGACCAAUGUGGUGAUCCUGUAUGAGUUCUUGCUCGAGUUGUCAGCGGUAGUACAAGUCCGGGGCAGUUUGUUUGAAGAGGCAGGUUACUAA